CAUGAUACAGCCUCGCGAGAUUUCCGUGACUGCUAACGUUAACUAGCUUGCUGUGUCAACCACAGUGACACCGGUCGUGGUGAUCCAGCUACAGCUGCAGCGGUGCCUUCGGCGUUCUAAUUCAUAACGGGAAAAUCAAAAACUACACCCACAGAGAGGUGCUGUCUGUCGGCUUGAAGCGCCGUCACCGCCCCUCGGACUGUCCGCGGCUCACGUCCCUUAAUCGUCCAGGUAUCAUCCAGCCCCAUCCAGCCCCAGUGUGGAUCUUUAGCCUUUCCAUCAGGACAGUGGCAGAGGCAGAGCCAGAGCCAUCGGGGACCAGACCAGCUGGCAGCAGGGCUCCAUGAGCACGACGGGGCAGCAGCAAGGGGGGGGCCUGCGUUCUCGCCGAGGCCUUGGCCGGGACAAGGACCCUGGGCAGGGCAUGGGCAUGGAGGCGGCCUGCUGGCUUGCCCCCGGAGUGCUGCGCAGGCUGAUUGAGCUGCCCUCACCCCCCCUGUCCAGACACCAGCUCAAGAGACUGGAGGAGCACAGGUACAGCAGUGCAGGACGCUCCCUGCUGGAGCCUCUGAUGCAGCGUUACUGGGAAUGGUUGGUGGGACGAGUCCCUUCCUGGAUUGCCCCCAACCUCAUCACCAUCAUCGGCCUGGCCACCAAUGUCUUCACCACCCUUGUGCUCGUCUACUACUGCCCAACUGCCACUGAGCAGGCUCCUCUCUGGGCGUACCUGCUGUGCGCGGUUGGUCUGUUCAUCUACCAGUCGUUGGACGCCAUUGAUGGGAAGCAGGCCAGACGCACCAAUAGCAGCUCUCCGCUGGGUGAGCUGUUUGACCACGGCUGCGACUCCCUCUCCACCGUGUUUGUGGUGUUGGGAACCAGUAUAGCAGUGCAACUGGGCACCAACCCGGACUGGAUGUUCUUCUGCUGCUUCGCUGGGAUGUUUAUGUUCUACUGUGCCCACUGGCAAACAUACGUGUCAGGAACACUGCGGUUUGGCAUAUUUGACAUAACAGAGGUGCAGAUCUGUCUAGCAGGAUUACAGAUGUUCACAUCCACUGUGGGUCCGGGCCUGUGGAACACGAUGAUUCCGAUCCUAAAUAUCCAGAUGAAAAUGGUUCCUGCCAUCUGCACUUUUUUAGGAGCCAUCUUCUCCUGCACCAAUUACUUCAGAGUUAUUUUUACGGGAGGUGUGGGCAAAAACGGAUCCACAAUAGCAGGAACCAGCGUCCUCUCUCCAGUCUUGCAUAUUGGUUCAGUUAUAAUUCUGGCGAUGAUGAUAUACAAGAAGUCUGCUGUCCAGCUCUUCGAGAAACAUCCGUGUCUUUAUAUCCUGGCAUUCGGCUUCGUCUCUGCCAAAAUCACCAAUAAAUUAGUUGUAGCACAUAUGACAAAAAGUGAAAUGCAUCUUCACGAUUUAGCCUUCCUGGGACCAGGACUACUGUUCCUGGAUCAGUAUUUCAAUAGUUUUAUUGACGAGUACCUGGUGCUUUGGAUUGCGUUGAUCAUUUCCUUGUUUGACUUGGUGCGCUACUGUGUCAGUGUUUGCAACCAGAUUGCCUGCCAUCUUCACAUUUUUGUUUUCAAAAUCAAGCCUUGUUCAGUCCUCAGUUCAGCUCCUCACUGAGGACACGCCGGCCAUUAAUGACUCUGUCCCUACCUGUUAGUCGCACUCAUCUUUUCUUCCCUCUGUUUUCCACGUAGAGAUGCAGGGGAUGACGUGGUGUAAAGUAUGUGCUUCUGCCAAUUGAAUGUGAGGACAAAUAAUAUAUAUUAAGAUACUGGAGUAUUACUGUCAUUGUUUUCUUUUUCACCAGUGCAGAAUUGAAUUUGUACCAGUUUCAUCUUUUGCCCCGGUAACAAUAAUUCUUCUUCUGACAAACUCAUAGUGAAACAGAGCAAAUAUUUCAGGAGAGUACAGGUGCUACUCAGUGUGUUCAAGAGGAGAAACUCAAGUGUGUUUUAACUGUUCAUGUGCAAGAAAAUGUAUAGGAAAUGAAUGAAACUCUUUGCUUUUCAUGAUUAUAAUUUUUGUAAUAUUUGCAUAACUUUACCUUUUGCUAUUGUAAAUACCAAACCAUUACCAUGUCUAUGCUUCUCUUUUAAUUUAAAAAUCCUGCUUUGACACAUUUAUAAAACCUUCCUUCAUGUAUAUGAUUUAAAAAAAAAAAAAAA
Messenger RNA from Xiphias gladius (swordfish), 2172 nucleotides. It is a transcript of the gene cept1b, whose product is annotated as choline/ethanolamine phosphotransferase 1b. Gene Ontology annotation, cellular component: endoplasmic reticulum membrane; Golgi apparatus. The transcript has 10 exons. Gene Ontology annotation, biological process: phosphatidylethanolamine biosynthetic process. Gene Ontology annotation, molecular function: diacylglycerol cholinephosphotransferase activity; ethanolaminephosphotransferase activity. The record is from RefSeq and is a predicted model, not a curated record. The coding region runs from base 344 to 1624 and encodes 426 amino acids. Lineage: Eukaryota; Metazoa; Chordata; Actinopteri; Istiophoriformes; Xiphiidae.